This is a messenger RNA of Sinocyclocheilus anshuiensis, 678 nucleotides long. RefSeq names its product gastrula zinc finger protein XlCGF49.1-like. The annotation marks the transcript as partial. NCBI's taxonomy places the organism in Eukaryota, Metazoa, Chordata, Actinopteri, Cypriniformes, Cyprinidae. Gene Ontology annotation, cellular component: chromatin; transcription regulator complex; PcG protein complex. The record is from RefSeq and is a predicted model, not a curated record. Gene Ontology annotation, molecular function: RNA polymerase II cis-regulatory region sequence-specific DNA binding; DNA-binding transcription factor activity, RNA polymerase II-specific. The transcript has 2 exons. Gene Ontology annotation, biological process: regulation of transcription by RNA polymerase II.
AGAGAGAAGAUGAGAGAUCCAGAACCCUGCAGAAUCAAACACACUGAAGAUACUGAAGAACUAACAGAGUUGAUUGUAGAUAAUGAGGAGAAAGAAGAAUUGAGUGAAUUUGAGGAGAAAAAUCAUGUCAAAAGUGGAGAAAAACCAAAACAGAAAGAUUUAAAGAAAAGAAGAGCCAAGAAAUCUUUCACAUGCACUCAGUGUGGAAAGAGUUUGACAAGCAAAUAUUAUCUUGAUGUUCACAUGAGAGUUCAUACUGGAGAGAAACCGUACAUUUGUGAUCAAUGCGGGAAGAGUUUCUCACGAUCAUCAAACCUUAAGAUUCACAUGAAUAUCCACACUAGAGAGAAACCUUACACAUGCGAUCAAUGCGGGAAAACAUUUUUGUGGGCUUCAUACCUGAGCAGACACCUGAGAGUUCAUACAAAGGAGAAACCACAUUCAUGUCAUUUGUGUGGAAAGAGUUUUUCAUUUCUACAAAAUUUAAAAGUACAUCAGAAAAUACAUACUGCUGUGAGAGAGUACAUGUGCUUUGAGUGUGAAAAGACUUUUACUACAGCAAACAGUUUAAAACUGCAUGAGAGGAUCCACACUGGAGAUAAACUUUACAAGUGUUCACACUGUGACAAGAGAUUCAUUCAGUCAGCACAUCUGAAAACACACGAGAGGAUCCACACU